This is a messenger RNA of Diachasmimorpha longicaudata, 2038 nucleotides long. RefSeq names its product lipase 3-like. The transcript has 9 exons. The coding region runs from base 711 to 1982 and encodes 423 amino acids. NCBI's taxonomy places the organism in Eukaryota, Metazoa, Arthropoda, Insecta, Hymenoptera, Braconidae. The record is from RefSeq and is a predicted model, not a curated record. Gene Ontology annotation, biological process: lipid metabolic process. Gene Ontology annotation, molecular function: hydrolase activity, acting on ester bonds.
CCCCCGCUGGUAGCCCGUUGAAAGUUGAAAAUUUUUUCAUUGUCUGUUGACAUUCCUGAUGGCCGACGAUUAGUUAUACUUACCGCGAUAAGGAGCGAAUUCGUUAACGCACUGUUAUCGCCGUGUCCAGUUGUCGCUAAAGGAAGCCUUUGAGAACAAGUUUCGCGCAGUUGGAUUCUUUGAAAGUUCACAGGAAGUGCGCUUGAAAUUCAUGGAUAAAAUUUCGAAUGCUCUUGACAUAGUGGACGACCUUGACAUUAAGAAAAAAAAAAUUGAACAUCCGCGAAAUUCAGUGGAUAAUUAUCCGGAAGGAAGAGAAUCUGAAAUCCCUGUAAUUUUUGAAAAUUCCAUUCUGACUGAAAGGCUCAUAAAAUUAUGGUGCAAUAUCAUAAAUCAUCGAGUUAGUAUCAUUUCGCUGGGCCCCACCAACACCGCGAGGAUCGAUCUGACAAAGCUAUUCUCAUUCUUAUUCCCAAGAAAAGGAGAGAAUUUUAUAAAUAACGAAGGACGAUGCGAAAAGUCCUGAGCACGGUGGGGUGAUGACUAAGGGAUAGAGUGGCUUAUCUGUUUUCACUGGGCAUUGGACGCUAGUGGCUGGAGACCUGCAGAUGCAGUGACAGUUUUGGAUGUUCACUCAGACAUUUUUUAAAAUUCAAAAAUAAUUUUCCAAAUCUCCAGUGCUCCAUUUUGGAAUUUUUCGGGUGUUCAUUAUGGAGAAAAAAAGGGUUUAUAUGAUGUUGGUAUUAACGUUAAUGCCCUAUCGAGUGUUAUCCCUCUCGUUCCUGCGCGAAUUAAUUUUUCCCCGAGCACCAGAGUUAAAUAGAGUACGGGCCCAUACCGAGGGCCGAUCUUUUGACCGAGACUAUGCAGUGCUUGACUUUACGGGACUCGUGACAAAGUACGGCUACCCUGCGGAGGAGCACAAGAUCGUCACCAGGGAUGGGUACAACCUGCGAGUGCACAGGAUCCCUGGCAGCCCGACAUCGCCCCCCAGAGCUGGCAAGACCGUUGUUUUUCUCCAGCACGGAGUUUUCGGCUCAUCGGACCACUGGGUCCUCAUGGGGCCGAACAAAGAUCUCGCAUUCAUGCUGGCUGAUGGGGGAUAUGACGUGUGGAUGGGCAAUGUCAGGGGCAACACCUACAGCAGGGCUCAUGAGGAAUUGUCACCCUUGGACGAGCAGUUCUGGCAGUUCAGCUACCAUGAAAUGUCGGUUUACGAUCUGCCAGCUAUGAUAGAUUACGCACUGGAGGUGUCCGGUGAGAAGGCGGUCCAUUAUGUGGGACAUUCCAUGGGUACAACCAUGACCUACGUACUUCUAUCAAUGAUGCCGGAGUACAAUGAGAAAAUUAAAUUGUCGGUGAGUUUGGCACCGGUUGCCCUGUGGAAGGUUCACCCCAUCAUACCGAUGGCCGUGCUGAUGGACAGCAACUUCAAUUUCCUGAAGGGUCUUCUGGAUAUGAAUAAAAUCGCGGAAAUAUUUCCGCAAACUACUAACAACGCGAGAUUGGCCAGGGGAUUCUGCAGUGAUGGCUCUGUUACUCAAUCGGUUUGCCUGACGUUAAUGUCCAUACUUUCAGGACAUGAUCCCUAUCAACUCAACUCUACGCUUUUGCCGUACUAUUUUGCGUACUUCCCCGCCGGUGCAUCGACGCGAACAUUAUACCAUUAUGCGCAGAAUAUAAGAACAGGUGCUUUCGAGCAAUACGAUCACGGUUACAUCCAGAAUUUCAAAUUCUACGGGAAGAAACGACCCCCGUCCUACGAUGUAAAGAAAAUAACAGCCCCAUUUGCGUUGAUCUACGGUGCUAAUGACCCAUUGACCAGAGAAGAGAAUAUCAAUGAGCUUGCGAGACGACUGCAAAAUGUUGUGACAGUGGAGAAGGUGCCGUACAAGUACUUCAAUCAUCUUGACUUUAUAUGGGCGCAAGACGCUAAAGAACUUUUGUACAAUCGAAUAAUGGAGUUACUUGAAAUGUAUUGAAGCGACGAACGACUGAUAUUUUUAUUUCCAGGUGUAAAUAAAUUGUGUACGUAAUU